Molecule: messenger RNA, 1292 nt
Organism: Anastrepha obliqua
Lineage: Eukaryota; Metazoa; Arthropoda; Insecta; Diptera; Tephritidae
Exons: 3
Coding region: 81-980 (299 amino acids)
Source: RefSeq, a predicted model, not a curated record
GUCAAAUGCACAAUAAUAAAGAAAAGCGAGGAAUUUAAAGCAAACAGCAUUAGACGAUUUUAACAAAACAUAUUUAUUUCAUGCAGAACGAAGAAAAUAAUUAUUGGCCUAACAAAAUGCAUGGCGCAGAAACGGAGUCGACGACAACAGCUGCGACUGCAUCUGGACAACAAUCAAGUUUUACUCCAUACCAGCAAUCAAUACAAUCCAUGCCGCAUUUAAUGCCUAAUCCUUCACCGACACCGUGGAACCUUCAUACAAUGCCAUGGAAAAUAGCUAGCACAAGUGUAGGGCAAAAUAGCGUAAUGCAGUUUAGUGCCCAAGUUAACGAGGAUGUUCAUUGUCGAACAGCUCUUCAUCAGAAACGCAAAUCAGAUAUAGAAGUUCAAGUACCCGUCAAGCAAUUCAUUUCAGAAGAAAAAAUCACUGCUCAUUUUAAUGGCCUGCACAUAUCUAGUGAUUACAUUCAAAAUGAUAUACAUGAGACUAACAACUCUAUGUCCGGUGAUGACACACCUAGUACUAGUACCGGUAGAUGCUUUACUAAUCUCACAUACGAAGACUAUCAGAUAACUGCGAAAGAAUUAGAACAAAAAUUGCGUAACGCCAGCCGCUUUACUGUGUGUGACCAGUUAAAAAGACUUCAAGAGCAAGAACUUAAAUCAAGCUUUUUACCAGAAGCGCUUUUAAAUCGAAUCGAAAAACCUUGUACCGCCUUGGUGCUUUGGCAGCCACCUCCAGUGCUAGAGUUACUCCAUCGCAAAAAAGAAAAUGAAUUGACUCCAACCAGCAGCGAUAGUACAAGUGCAGAUAGUUUUGGCACUGCUGAUAUAGCGGAUGCUGAUACUAUAUGCGACGAUGACGAAUUUUCUGAACAUGAUCCCGAGUUGGAAGAUAUCGACGACUUUGUGGACAAUAAUAAUACAUGUCGUUUGGAUUUUAACAAUAUGAAAGCCGAUCAUAUGGAGGAAGAUUUGUAGUUCAAUAAAAGUAACUAUUUUACGGACAAAAUGUAUUACUGAAAGUAAUCUUCCAUUUUCUAACGCUACUAAUACGGAUUUUAAUAGGUUUUUUUAUUGCUUCCGUAACGUUUCUUAUAAAGCGCGGAGAAGUUGCCACUCUCGGAACUGAAAUGUAGUUAUGAAAAAAAUAUUUGUAGACGUACAAGUUGUGGUAUAAAUGAGUAUAUGUAUUCCAGGAAGCUUUAUAACUAUAAUUAAUAAUUUUCUACUUAUUUUUGUAAAAUACAUUAAACUAUUAUAAGGCAAUAACGUUUCGUCACAAUGAUUUAU